AUGGAUUUACCUGUGGCUCACAUUGAAGAAGUACAAAAUGUCCUUAAUGCUAUGCAGAAAAUCUUAGAGUGUCCAAUCUGUCUGGAGUUAAUCAAAGAGCCUGUUUCCACAAAAUGUGAUCAUAUAUUUUGCAAAUUUUGUAUGCUGAAACUUUUGAACCAGAAGAAAGGGCCCUCACAGUGUCCCUUGUGUAAGAAUAAUAUAACCAAAAGAAGCCUACAAGAAAGUACAAGAUUUAGUCAACUUGUUGAAGAGCUAUUGAAAAUCAUUCAGGCUUUUGAACUUGACACAGGAUUACAGUUUGCAAACAGUUACAGUUUUUCCAAAAAGGAAAAUAACUCUCCUGAACAUGUAAAGGAGGAAGUUUCUAUCAUCCAAAGUAUGGGCUACCGAAACCGUUCCAAAAGACUUCGGCAAAGUGAUCCUGAAAAUCCUACCUUGCAGGAAACCAAUCUUAGUGUCCAGCUAUCUAACUUUGGAAUUGUGACAUCUCUGAGGACAAAGCAACAGACACAAGUUCAAAAUAAGUCCGUCUACAUUGAAUUGGGAUCUGACUCUUCUGAAGAUACAGUUAAUAAAGCAAGUUAUUACAGUGUGGUAGACCAAGAAUCGUUACAAAUUGCCCCUCAAGGAGCCAGGGCCGAAGCCAGUUUGGAUCCUACGAGAAAGGCUGCUUGUGAGUUUUCUGAGAAGGACCUAACAAACGUUGAAUAUCAUCAAUCCAGUAAUAAAGAUUUGAAUACCAUUAAGAAGCAUGCAACUGAGAGACAUCCAGAAAAGUAUCAGGGUGAAGUAGCAUCUGAGUAUGAGAAUGAAUCAAACCUCUCUGAAGUCGGAUCAGGACUGUCCUCCCAGAGUGAUAUUCUAACCACUCAGCAGAGGGAUACCAUGCAAGAUAAUCUGAUAAAGCUCCAGCAGGAAAUGGCUGAACUGGAGGCUGUAUUAGACGAGCAUGGGAGCCAGCCUUCUGACAGCCCCCCUUGCCUCAUUGUAGGCUCUCAUGCCCCCGAGGACCUGCUGAAUCCAGAACACAACACAUCAGAAAAAGGAUCCAUACUAACUUCAGAGAAAAGUAACGAGCAUCCUGUAAGUGGGAAUCCAGAAAGCCUUUCUGCUGACAAGUUCCAAGUAUCUCCAGAUAGUUACACCAGUAAAAAUAAAGAACCAGGAAUGGCAAGGUCUUCUCCUUCUAAAUUCCAGUUGUUAGAUAAUAGGCAGGAUAUGCACAGCCACUCAGGGAAUCUUCAGAAUGGAAACUGCCUGUCUCAGGAGGAGUUCAUGGUGGAUGUGGAGGAGCACCAACUGGAAAAGUCUGAGGUCCAUAAUUUAAUGGAGCAGGCUUAUUUGCCAAGGCAAGAUCUAGAGGGAACCCCUUGCCUAGAAUCUGGAGUCAGCCUCUUCUCUGAUGACCCUGAAUCUGAUCCCUCUGAAGACAAAGCCCCACAUCCAGUUCUUGAUUGCAGUAUGCCACCUUCCUCCUGUGCAUUGAAUUUACCCCACUUUCAAGAUGCAGAAUCUGCCAACAGUUCAGCUGAUGCUCAUACUACUAAUACUGCUAGGAACAACGUGAGUGAAGAAAGUGUGAGCAGGGAGAAGCCAGGAGUAAUAUCUUCAACUGAAGGGGUCAACAGAAGAAUAUCCAUGGUGGCAUCAGGCUUGACUCCAAAAGAAUUUAUGCUUGUGCACAAGUUUGCCAGAAAACACCAGUGCACUUUAACUAAUCAAAUUACUGAGGAGACUACUCAUGUUAUCAUGAAAACAGACACUGAGUUUGUAUGUGAACGGACGCUGAAAUAUUUUCUGGGAAUUGCAGGAGGGAAAUGGGUAGUUAGCUAUUUCUGGGUGACCCAGUCUAUUAAGGAAAGAAAGAUGCUGGAUGAGUGUGAUUUUGAAGUCAGAGGAGAUGUUGUCAAUGGAAGAAACCACCAAGGUCCAAAGCGAGCAAGAGAAUUCCAGGACAGAAAGAUCUUCAGUGGCCUAGAAAUCUGUUGCUAUGGGCCCUUUACCAAGAUGCCUACAGAUCAAUUGGAGUGGAUGUUACAGCUGUGUGGGGCUUCUGUCGUGGAGGAGCCUUCAGCAUUCACCCUUGGCACGGGUGCUCAGCCAAUUGUGGUUGUGCAGCCGGACGCCUGGACAGAGGACAGUGGCUUUCAUGCAAUUGGGCAGCUGUGUGAAGCACCUGUUGUGACCCGAGAGUGGGUGUUGGACAGCGUAGCCCUCUACCAAUGCCAGGAGCUGGACACCUACCUGAUACCCCAAAUCCCCCAUAGCCACUAUAUUGAUUCUAGCCCACCCCGAGUGUAGAGACUUUCUUAACAGGACCCCAAGAAAAGGCUGAAGGGAAUGGCUUUUCCAGGCUCUGGGAGCUCCUCUCACUGUUUAGUGCUUCCACAGUCC
This is a messenger RNA of Orycteropus afer afer, 2397 nucleotides long. It is a transcript of the gene BRCA1, whose product is annotated as BRCA1 DNA repair associated. The record is from RefSeq and is a predicted model, not a curated record. Gene Ontology annotation, biological process: negative regulation of fatty acid biosynthetic process; double-strand break repair via homologous recombination; chordate embryonic development. NCBI's taxonomy places the organism in Eukaryota, Metazoa, Chordata, Mammalia, Tubulidentata, Orycteropodidae. Gene Ontology annotation, cellular component: plasma membrane; BRCA1-A complex; BRCA1-BARD1 complex. Gene Ontology annotation, molecular function: ubiquitin-protein transferase activity; metal ion binding.